Molecule: messenger RNA, 1023 nt
Organism: Penicillium alfredii
Lineage: Eukaryota; Fungi; Ascomycota; Eurotiomycetes; Eurotiales; Aspergillaceae
Product: sideroflexin family transporter
Exons: 4
Coding region: 1-1023 (340 amino acids)
Biological process (GO): mitochondrial transmembrane transport; monoatomic ion transport
Cellular component (GO): mitochondrial inner membrane
Molecular function (GO): monoatomic ion transmembrane transporter activity
Source: RefSeq, a predicted model, not a curated record
AUGUCGACCUCUUUGCCUGGCAACCGGGACCUUCCCCCGUCACAAUAUGACUUGACAACCUACUGGGGUCGCGUGCGCCAUGCCGCCGACAUCUCCGAUCCUCGAACCCUGCUCGUCUCGUCUGCGGGCCUGGACCAUGCCAAACGGCUCAUCGCUUCCUACAAGCAGAACCAGCUCCCUGCCAUGACGCCCGAGCUCUGGCGCGCCAAAAAGGUCGUCGACUCGACCUUGCAUCCUGAUACCGGUGAACCAGUUCUGCUUCCGUUCCGCAUGUCGUGCUAUGUGCUUUCCAACCUGGUGGUUACUGCGGGGAUGCUCACCCCGGGCUUGCAGACCACCGGAACAAUCCUCUGGCAAAUAGGCAACCAGUCCCUCAACGUCGCGAUCAACAAUGCCAACGCUAACAAAUCCACCCCUCUUUCGAUGUCGCAAAUUGGCAAAUCCUACUUGAUGGCCGUGUCCGCCUCGUGCUCCGUGGCCGUGGGCCUGAACGCGCUUGUCCCGCGCCUGAAGCGCAUCUCCCCCAACACCCGUCUCAUUCUCUCGCGACUGGUCCCCUUCGCCGCUGUCGCCAGCGCCAGCGCUCUGAAUGUCUUCUUGAUGCGCGGUGAGGAGAUCCGCCGCGGCAUUGACGUCUACCCAGUCCUGUCCGAGGCUGAGCGCGCCAAGCGCGAGCAAUCUGGCGACGAUGCACAGCCGUUGCAGAGCCUUGGCAAGAGCAAGAAGGCCGCUACCAUCGCUGUCGGUGAGACUGCUAUCAGUCGUAUCCUGAACGCUACUCCGAUCAUGGUCCUGCCCCCGCUCAUUCUGGUUCGUCUGGAGAAGACCCAGUGGUUGCGUGCCCGUCCGCGCAUGGUUCUUCCUGUUAACUUGGGCUUGGUUCUGACUACCUCACUGUUUGCGCUGCCGCUGGCUCUGGCCGCGUUCCCGCAGCGCCAGGCCAUCAGCGCCAGCAGUCUGGAGGAAGAGUUCCGGGACUGUGGUGGCCAUGAAGACAUGGUCGAGUUCAACCGUGGCAUGUAA